Messenger RNA from Neofelis nebulosa (Clouded leopard), 9388 nucleotides. Its product is annotated as protocadherin beta-14. Gene Ontology annotation, cellular component: plasma membrane. Bases 6427 to 8823 code for a protein of 798 amino acids. Gene Ontology annotation, molecular function: calcium ion binding. Gene Ontology annotation, biological process: homophilic cell-cell adhesion. The record is from RefSeq and is a predicted model, not a curated record. Lineage: Eukaryota; Metazoa; Chordata; Mammalia; Carnivora; Felidae. The transcript has a single exon.
UUUUCCCGAACACAUUGUAAGAGAAAGUUUUGUCUAAUGCAGCACAGGCACCAACAAACCACUCUUGGCUUUAGUAAUGUGACUACAUUACAGAAGAGAAAGCUUUCAUUGUUGGGGCAAGAGUUUGCCAGUGAAUCUCAUCAAUAAGCCCAAAGUCUAUACAUUGUGGAAGGAAAGUGUAGAGAAACAAAAUCAGUGAGGCUAUCGAGGAAAGGAAGUGUGUGAGAGAGAGAGUAGGCACAGGAAGGAUGAAAUGGGUGAGGGUGAGGAAAAUGAUUGUUCUGUUACCUCUAGUACCUCUAGAAUCAGUGCCAGAAACUGCCUCUUUAAUAAAUUUAAAAACUUUAUCUUAUCAAUUAGCAGGGCUAGGUAUUAGUUAAUGUCAGGAAGCAGAAUCUCUUGCUCUAGCAUAUCCAAAAUAAUGUUCACACUUUCUGAAAGCUACAAUUUCACUACCAGUUCUUCUGAACUGCAUAAACUGAUUCAUAAUGCUUUGAAUUCAAGACAAAUGGAGGGAACAGAAGUUUCUUCUGCAGGCUAAUUAAAUUCUAAUUUCCUAUUUUUAGAAGUGGAACUAGGAGCAAGUUCUUUCCUCCUCUAAAUGAAAGCUGCUUUACAUAGAGAACAAAGAUUCAUAAAAAAUUUAUAAAUCAAAGUCAAGUAUUAAGAUUACCUCCUCUCUUGGGGUACCUGGGUGGCUCAGUUGGUUAAGUGUCUGACUUUAGCUCAAGUCGUGAUCCCAUUGUUUUUGAACCCCACAUUGGGCUCUGUGUUGACAACAUGGAACCUGCUUGGGAUUCUCUCUCCUUCUCUCUCUUCCUCUCCCCAAAUUGUGCCUUCUCUCAUAAAUAAAUAAACUUUAAAAAUAUCCUAUAUUGUAUGAUCCCAUUCGUAUGAUAUGUUAUGAACAGGCAAAUCUAUAGGGACAGAAAGCAGAUUAGUGGUUGCCUACAGCUGGAGGGAGGGUAUAGGAUGGAGAGUGGCUAAAGGGUAACAGGUUUCUUUUUAGGGCAUGGUGUUCUGAGAUUAGACUGUGGUGAUAAUUGCACAACUCUGGAAAUAUACUAAAAACAAUUGCACUGUACACUUUAAAUGGGAAAACUCUCUGGUAUGUAAGUGAUAUGUCAAUAAUGCUAUUAAUAGCAGUGAUGAGAAUGGUUCUAGCAGCCUGUGUCCCAAGUUAGAUGGGCCUUCUGUCAUCUAUAAUAUGGGAGGGGGAAAGUGCAGUUCAAAUAGCUCAGGCACGGGUCGCUUGGGUGGCUCAGUCGGUUAAGUGUCUGACUUAGGCUCAGGUCAUGAUCUCACAGUUCAUGGGUUUGAGCCCCACAUCAGACUCUGUGCCGAAUGCUUGUUCAGAGCCUGGAGCCUGCUUCAGAUUCUUUGUCUCCUCUCUCUGCCCCUCCUCUGCUCAUGCUCUGUCUCAUUCUUUCUCUCAAAAAUAAAUGUAUAUUAAAAAAUUUCAAAUAGCUCAGGCAGAAAAUCUAAUGUGUUGCAAGAGCAGAAAAAAAGACUAGGUUUUCUUGCUUCAAGUUUUUCCAGAAAUCUGAACAGGAGGACUUGGGACUUGUGUAUUUAUAAAAAGAACUAUGUGUUUCCUGACUCUAAUGGAGAGUGGCCAGGCCUUCAGGAGCUCAGAUGCCCAGAUAAAAGCAACCAACCAAUUAUCUUCAAAGGUAUAACUAAAAACAAAUUUUGUUCUUAUGCAUCAAAUAACUCAUUUAUAGUUAAAUUUAAGCCAAUGCAUAGAAUUCAAACUGGAUCAGCCAAUUUUAUAUCAAAGGACUAUACAUUGUCCACUGGGGAAAAGGUCACUUACAAAACGGAGAUGUGAGAGAUGGCCCAGCCUCCCAGAGAUGAUUUCCCUGAAAAUCGUUACCAAUAAAAAUCAAGUAAAAAUUUACGUUGGAAUUCACUAUGAGAAAGGACAUAAAGACAUUUUAGCUUACAAACACUUUGUUCUGCUCAUCUCCUUUCUACCUCAAUUCCUGCUACCACUCCCAGGUCCACUGGUUAAUCUAACAACAUGGCUUUUCAAUCCCUAGAUAUUCACCUCUCCUCUGGCUCAAUCCUUAUGCCCUGGCCAUGUGCUGUACUUUUCUACCACCCCAAAUUGGUUCUUUAUAUGAAAUAAAAAUUUCAGAUAUCUCUCAGAAUAUAAUCCACUAUGUCUUUAACCCUCUCAUUCUGCUAUUCCUGUCACAUCUUGUCUUUACCUUAUUAGAAUCUUUAUUCCACGAUGCUUUUACUAUAUAUUAACUCCCUUCAUGUUCUAAUUUCUCUCCUGUUCAGCUGAUUCCCUGGUCUACCACUUCUAAUCAUCCUCAUGCCCAUAUUCUCUAUUCCCUUGUUCAAUUUUCCUUCACAAAAAUCACCUGAUGAAAAUCCACUCCAGAUGAAUAUAAUUGUCCCCUUCCUCUUCUGUCAUGUCAGGGAUGCUGCACUCUCUAAGUGGAAAGUUAGAGAAUUAUCACUACUAUCACACUAAUUUUAUCACAUCUACUUAAUUGGGCUUUCAAGACCAAGAAAUCAUUUUAUAUUUUCCUAAUCAGUUUUCUCUUCUAUUCUUCAUAACAACUACUUCAAACCUAGUUAUCUUACUUUAAAUUUCUCUCUCUACUACUUACUUACCCACCCCUUUCAGCAGAUAACUUGCUUAAUACCUUGCCAAGAAAAUAGAAUCUAUCAGAUAGGAAUUCUCUUAAAUUUCUGGCCCCAAACCUACACACUGGAUAGCAUUGGUACUUAUAAUGACCUUCUACCCAAGUCCAAUCCCUUCAUUUGUUUUCUGGAUCCUAUCUUUAACCACCUUCUAGGGGCUUCACUUUGAUUAAGUCUUCUCUUUUCUCCCUCUCUAUUGAAUACUACAAAUAAGCAUUUUAAAUAAGUUCAAAUUUCCCUAGGUUUAAAAAAAACCCUACUGAGUCUCAAGACUCCUCCAGAGACUAUCAAUUUUUUUUCUUUGGAGCUAAAUUUGAAAGGAUUGUCAUCUUUACUUCCUUAUCCUUCUCUCUUUUCAACCAAGUGCAAUCUGAUUUUCAUUGUGACCAUUCUAAACCGCUACUGUAAAAGUGGUUGAAGAUUUCUGUACAAGUUAGAUAAGGUUAUAUUGCUGAACAAAGCAGUACAAUUACAUAGUGGCUUGUAAAAGUGUGUAUCUCCUUAAAACAGUUCAAGUGUAAAUGAAUAGGUAUACGAGGCAGCUUUGCUCUUUACAGUCCUUUGUUCCAAGUAAUUGCUCCUACAUUUCCUACUGCAAUGUCAUAAUCUGCAUGACUGUAGCUGAGUCACUGCCACAUCUAGGUUCUAGCUGGCUGGGAGGGAAGAAACACAUCUAGAUGUCUUCUAUUCUAGACCUAGGAGUGGCAAACAAAAAUUCUAUUCACAAUGUUAGUGAGAACUUAAUUCAAUUGGCCAUGCCUAACUACAAGGGAGACUGGGACUGGCAUCUAUGAAUAGCCAAUGUGCCUGGGUACAGGGAACAGGUUCCCUGUUCUAUAAAGGGAACAGGUUUUGGCAGACAUCUAUUAGAAUCCUCCACAAUGACCAUCUUCUUAAUACAAGGAAUCAUUUCAACAUUCAUUUUUCUUGAGUUUACUGAAGCAUUUGCUACUAUUGAUCUUCCUCAUAUCCUUGAAAUGCUAUUUGCUUUUGGUUUCAUGAUUCUCGACUCUGAGCUGUCUUUGUCUUUUAAAAGAUACUUUAUUUCCUCUCUCUUCUAAUGAAGGUGUUUUUUUCAGACUUUUGCCUCUUCUGUUGUUACCUGACAUACUUUUGCUUGAUUAUCUUAGAAUUCUCAUGGUUUCAAUCACCAUAUACAUGCUGGUGAAACCCAAAGUCCAUAUCUACCCCAGUUUAUAUUCUAUAUAUAAUUACAUACAGCUCCACAUAGGGACAUGCAUGUGCGAACACUUACACAUAUCUUCCAAGGCAUUCAUGUUAGUAUCAGCAUGUACAAAAUUGACUUCAGCUUUUUCCACUUCAGUCUUUUGUUCUUCAGUGUUCUCUGUCUUAGGGAAUGACACAACUAACCAUCCAGUUGCCAAGUCCAGAAGUGUGUUAAUCAUCCUUGAUUCUUUCCUUUUUUUUCUCCACAUGCAACCUAUCAGUGACCAGAUCCUAAGUAUCUUUCUAAGCACCCUUCUUCUCUCCAUCCACACCAGCAUUACUCUUAAACAGGCUGCCACCAUCUCCUAACUCGUGUCUCUGAUUCCAGUCAUUCCUCCUGAAAUUGAUUCUCUAUACUUCCUUCAAACUGAUUUUUCAAAAAUGCAGAUGCAAUCAUGUUAAUCAAAUGUUUAAAACUCUACAUUGUGUAGAUGUGUACAUUUUCCAUAGGAUAAAAUUUUAAAUUCAUGCUAUAUCCUAUAUAGUAACUUGUGUCCUCACCCCACUCCCCCCACCCCUGCCAGUCUCCCUUUUUUUUUUAAACAACAAACAUUUAUUUCUCACAGUUAUGGAUGCUGGGAAGUCCAAGGUCAGGGUGUAAGCAGAUUCUGUCUGGUGAGUCCACUUCCUAGUGGUUCUCUUCUUGCUGUGUCUUCACAAGGGAGCUCUCUAGGAUCUCUUUUAUACGGUCACUAAUCCCACUCAUGAGAGCUCCAACCUAAUGACCAAAUCACCUCCCAAUGGCCUUACCUCUCCAAAUAACAUCAUACUGGGGAUUAGGUUUAAACAUGUGAAUUUGGGGGAACAAAAACAUUUAGUAUCAGUUUCCUUUAUAUUUUAAAUAUAAUUUAUUAUCAAGUUGGCUAACAAACAGUGUAUACAGUGUGCUCUUGGUUUGCGGGGGUUGGGGGGUAGAUUCCCAUGAUUCAUCGCUUACAUACAACACCCAGUGCUCCCCCCAGUCUCAUUUUUAAAUUAUCCCCUUCUAUGGUUUAAAGUUCAAGGCAUAUUUAACUUCUUUCUGUUCUUCAAAAGGUCUGCCGGAAACACUCCUUCUCCUGGCUAGCUCCUUCAGAUCACAACUUAUAGUUUACUACCUUAGGAAAGCUUUCACUGAUGUUCAAAAAUCUGGGCUAGAUUUUAUUUUUUAGUAGGUACUUAACUAGCACUUACUAGCAAUUUUGUAAAUAUUAAUUCAUUUGAUUCCUACUAUAAUAAUCCUAGGAGGUAAAUACCAUUAUCACCCCUAUUUUAUAGGUAAGGAAACAGAGAUACAUUACUUGUCUGAGACUGAAGAUAUUGAAUGGUAGAAGUAGGAUUCAAAUGUAAAUAUUUUGGUUCCAGAAUCCAUGUUCAUAUGCUAUGCUGCCUCCUAGGUACAAGAUGGCCCUUCUAGGUAUUUCUGUAUUACUCUUUACCUAUGAAUACAUUGUGAAAUAUUUUAAUAAUGUGUCUGCCAAAUUUUCAUCCAGUGAACUCCAUAAAGACAAGGACUAAAUCUAUUUUAUUUAUGCCACCUUCUUACAUGUAAAUUAAAUUUUUUAAAAUGUUUAUUUAUUUAUUUUGAGAAAGAGAAACAGAGCACAGGCAGGGGAGGGGCAGAGAGAGAGGGAGAGGAAGAAUCCUGAGAAGGCUCUACACUGUCAGUGCAGAGCCCGAUGUGGGGGCUGGAUCCUGCGAACUGUGAGAUCAUGACCUGAGCUGAAAUCAAGAGCUGGAGGCUUAACUGUGUGAGCCCAGGUGCCCCCACAUGUAUAUUUUUAAAAUAUGUGAGAAAAAGGUAAUGACAUUACUAACUAUAGUUAACUGAAUUCAAAAGUAUUUACAAGAGCAAAGGAGAUAAUAUAUUUGAAAUUCUCAAGAAAUGGCCUAAAUAAAAUAUUAUUUCUUCAAUUCAGGACAUCUUUCUUCCCAACCUCCCUUCAGUUCAAGACAUUUUAAUAGAGUCUUCUUGUCAGCAUUCAAAACAGCACUAAUUAAAUGCCCUGUAUAGACUUUGUUUGGAUCGUGAUUCAAACAAACCAACAGUAAAAAACAGUUUGGAGAAAAAUGAGGAAUACCAAACACAGACUGAGUAUAAAGUAUAUCAAGGAAUUAUUGCUAAAUUUGCUGGUUUUAAUAGUGGUAUUGUAUUUAUAUUUUAAAGCCUUUAUCUAUUAGAGACACUUGGUGAAGUAUUUAGAGGUAAAGAUAUAUGAUGUCUGGGAUUUGCUUUAAAAUACUCCAGAGGUAUUCAUGAAUUAUUUGUUCAAAGAAAACAAAAUUUUUUUUAAAAUUCAUGGAAACACAUGGUGGCGCUGUAGGAUAAGAUGAAAUCAGUGCAUGGACUACACUGUGGGCUCCAUUAUUCAGGGAACAGAGAACAUCCAAGCCACUGAGAAGAGAGGGAGUAAAGGAGCUUCAUCUACUAAAGCUGCUGGAGGACUAUAUACUCUCCGGGGGUGGGGGUGGGGGGGGUCUUAUUUUUUAAAAUUCAGCUUCAGCUUCCAAAAUUAGGGCUGAACUUAAAUUUUUCUACAAAAGAGGUUGCUGGAAGGAGCCAUGGAGAUCAAAGGGGUGCUCGCUCUGCAGAAAAGGCAAGUCCUGAUUCUCUUUGUUUUGCUGGGAUUAUCUCAGGCGGGUCCUGAAUCGGUGGGAUAUUCAGUGGCAGAGGAAACAGAAGUUGGUUCUUUUGUGGCAAAUCUUGCAAGGGAUCUAGGGCUUGGGGUGGAGGAGCUGUCCUCACGCGAGGCCCGGGUAGUGUCUGAUGAUAAUGAAAAGCACUUACAACUUGAUUUAUUGACGGGGGAUUUGCUCCUAAAUGAGAAACUGGACCGAGAAGAGCUCUGUGGCUUCACCGAGCCGUGUGUGCUACAUUUUCAGAUGGUAUUGGAAAAUCCUUUAGAGUUUUUUCGGGGUGAGCUGCAUGUCAAAGACAUAAAUGAUCACUCCCCUAUGUUUCUGGACAAGGAAAUACUUAUUAAAAUAUCAGAAAGUACCAGCAGUGGAACCACAUUCCUAAUGGAGAGUGCCCAAGAUUUGGAUGUAGGAACCAACAGUCUCCAAAACUACACACUUAGCCCUAAUUCUCAUUUCUACAUUAAAAUUCGAGACAGUGGUGAUGGAAAGAUAUACCCAGAACUGGUCCUGGACAGAGCAUUAGAUCAUGAGGAGGAGCCUGAGCUCACAUUAACACUCAUAGCACUGGAUGGUGGAUCUCCACCCAGGACUGGAACAACUUUGGUUCUCAUCAAGGUCUUGGACAUCAAUGACAAUGCCCCUGAGUUUGCUCAGAGGCUCUAUGAAGUACAUGUCCUGGAGGACACACCUGCUGGCUCCUGGAUUAUCACCAUUUCUGCUAAGGAUAUGGAUUCAGGAAAUUAUGGGAAAAUAUCAUACACAUUUUUGCAUGCAUCAGAAGAUAUUCGUAAAACAUUUGAAAUUAAUCCAAUAUCUGGGGAGGUUCAUUUGAGAUCAUGCCUGGAUUUUGAAGUAAUACAGUUCUACACUAUAAAUAUUCAGGCAACAGAUGGUGGGGGUCUUUCAGAAGAAUGCAGUCUUCUGGUUAAAGUAGUAGAUAUAAAUGAUAAUCCACCAGAAGUGACCAUUUCAUCAUUUACAAAGACAAUUCCAGAGAACGCCUCAGAGACUCUAGUUGCUCUUUUCAGCGUCCGAGACCAAGACGCUGGGGAUAAUGGGAGGAUGGUUUGCUCUAUUCAAGACGAGCUGCCUUUUUUUCUGAAACCAACCUUCAAGAACUUUUUCACUCUAGUUUCGGAAAAAGCACUGGACAGAGAGACAAGAUCUGAGUACAACAUCACCAUCACCGUCACCGACUUGGGGACCCCCAGGCUGAAAACGCAGCACAACAUAACCGUGACGGUCUCCGACGUCAACGACAACGCGCCCGCCUUCAGCCAAACCACCUACACCCUGCGCGUCCGCGAGAACAACAGCCCCGCCCUGCACAUCGGCAGCGUGAGCGCCACGGACAGGGACUCGGGCGCCAACGCCCAGGUCACCUACUCGCUGCUGCCGCCCGCGGACCCGCAGCUGCCCCUGGCCUCCCUGGUGUCCAUCAACGCGGACAACGGGCAGCUGUUCGCGCUCAGGUCCCUGGAUUACGAGGCGCUGCAGGCGUUCGAGUUCGGCGUGCGCGCGGCCGACCGCGGCUCGCCCGCGCUCAGCAGCCAGGCGCGGGUGCGCGUGCUGGUGCUGGACGACAACGACAACGCGCCCUUCGUGCUGUACCCGCCGCAGAACGGCUCUGCGCCCUGCACCGAGCUGGUGCCCAGGGCGGCCGAGGCGGGCUACCUGGUGACCAAGGUGGUGGCGGUGGACGGCGACUCGGGCCAGAACGCCUGGCUGUCGUACCAGCUGCUCAAGGCCACGGAGCCCGGGCUGUUCGGCGUGUGGGCGCACAACGGCGAGGUGCGCACGGCCCGGCUGCUGAGCGAGCGCGACGCCGUCAAGCACAGGCUGGUGGUGCUGGUCAAGGACAAUGGCGAGCCGCCGCGCUCGGCCAGCGUCACGCUGCACGUGCUGCUGGUGGACGGCUUCUCGCAGCCCUACCUGCCGCUCCCGGAGGUGGCGGCGGCCGAGGCGCGGGCAGACCCGCUCACCGUCUACUUGGUCGUGGCCUUGGCGUCCGUGUCGUCGCUCUUCCUGUUCUCGGUGCUGGUGUUCGUGGCGGUGCGGCUGUGCAGGCGGAGCCGGGCGGCGUCUACGGGUUGCUGCUCGGGGCCCGAGGGCCACUUUCCGGGCCACCUGGUGGACGUCAGCGGCACGGGGACCUUGUCGCAGAGCUACCAGUACGAGGUGUGUCUGACGGGAGACUCGGGGACCAAUGAGUUUAAAUUUCUGAAGCCAAUUAUCCCCAGCCUUCCAGUCCCUGACACUGGCAGGAAUAUAGGGGGAAAUGAGAACUUUAGGAAUAGCUUUGGAUUCAACAUUCGAUAAAAUUACUUUAAACUUUGAAUCUUUUGUUAUUCUUGACAAUCUGUGGAUACUUUUUGCCAGUCUAUAAUGAAUAUUAGGCUGUAUUAUAGUUGCAUGCACUAUCACUUCUUGCGCUCUCCUUAUAGUUGCUUUGAAAAUCUUUAUUAGUGGUCAUAAUGAAAUGGAAAUAUAAUCUGUGUUUUCUGUUUUUUUACACUUAUUUGGUCAUAAAUGUUAUAUUAACAGUUAUUAGAAUUUUUUGUUUUGGUAAUGGUGUUAUUUUGCAAGACAAUGUUACUAAUUAUUUGGAGGUACAAACUGAUGUAUUAAGAGUGAAUGCCCCUAUAUAUGUGAUUGACUACUAGACAUUACAUUAAAUCAUAAAGAAAAAAUAAAAAGUGCUGUUGGAUCUGGGUGGAGUCAUACUGGAUUUUAUUGCACUAUUCACUUUGCAGAGUUUCAUCAUAAAGUUUAAAAAAUGAUACUCCUCCAUAUUCAGUGCCUAGGAUACCUUAUUUGCUUGCUUUUUUAGUGUUUUUCAAGAAUUCACUUUAUGACAAAAUAAAAGUGACCACAUUGAAAAUUA